AUAGACGCGUUGACGUCUCCCUGCUGUCCACCAUGUCAGCCAAGAUGUGUUUAGUUGUGUUGCUGGUAGGCUUAGCUGUAUGCAGUGGCGCAAUCAUUCCGUCAAGCACUGUAGCAUCCAUUGCUAACGCUACUACGACAACGACAAAGCCACCACCAACUACGACCACAAAGGCUACAACAACGACGAGACCACCAACCACCACGACGAAACCGUCCACCACAACGACAAGACCACCAACUACGACCACAAAGGCUACAACAACGACGACAAAGGCUACAACAACGACGAAAAAGGCUACAACAACGACGAAAAAGGCUACAACAACGACGACAAAAGCUACAACAACGACGAGACCACCAACUACGACCACAAAGGCUCCAACAACAACAACUCGACCUACGCCAACGACGACGACGACACCACCUACUACUACCACCCCUGAAAUACCGACCAGCACUGUACCCAAUGUUUGCACUUACAACGGCAAGACGUACGCGGUGAGUAUAACACAUUUUUGAGUAUUUUAAUGCUCACGUACACCAAAACAAAUUUCUCAUUAACUUAAUUUAAAGCGUCAAGUUUCUUUUUAACAGCCUUCUGUCAGUGCAUUUUCAAGUGAGUAAGAACAAAAUGCAUGUGGUCCUCAGGGAACCAAAUGAAAAUGGCAAAAUUUCUUGAGAUGUUGCACUGAUGAACUUUAGCGCCAAUGAACCGAGCGUGUGUCACUGUGCCUGACAGUUACACCAAUUUGGCUCACGUAGCUGAAACUUGGCUAUUUAGACAGCAAAAACAAACUUACCGUAUACGGGAAUAUCGUAUGAGUUGAUGAUUGGUGUUUAUCACUUUGUUGAUAACAGAUCAAUGAACAGUUUUCACCUGACCCGUGCUCGUUCUGCUGGUGCAUGGAGGGAGGUGAGCACAUGUGCGCCAUGAUGUCAUGCAUGUACUGCGAGUAUGGAAACUCAGUCUACGUCCCUGGGCAGUGCUGUCCGGUCUGCCAAACGACCCCCUUCCAGCCGGUAAGGUCAGCGUGGUCAAAAAUCUUAUUGACAGUUAUCUUUUUUUUUUCCUUAAAGGUUUUCCCAUUAUUUUGUUCAACUGUUGUUUUCUUAUUUAAUACUAGCUGAUCGAUCCCUGCUUUCUCGUGAAGGUAGAGGGUCUGAACUGGUUUAUAAAUAUCAUAAAGCCUUAGUAUUAUGGCAUACCACAUAUUAUGUUCCUUCAAAAUUAAAGAGAGAUGAACAUAUAAAUAUAUAUAAAAAAGAUUAAAUUACCCUUAAUCUUCCGUGAAUACAAAUAAAAACUAUACCAAAGCUUGAGUUAUUAACAGUAUAGAGUUUAAUUAUCAUAGUCAACUUAUUUAAAGAAUAAAAAAUGUUACAUACAGAAAUAAAAUAUAUUUAAAAUUACAGCACAAAGUAAAAGAAAAGUACAAUCCUCAAACAAUAGAAAUAUUAUUUUACACACACACAUAAAGAAAAAAAUUGUGAACGUAUGUUACGUUUCGUAAAUGUUUAGGAAAAAUAGAGAAAAAAAAAUCUCUCCUAAGACAGCGACCGAUAUAUAUAUAUAUGUAUAAAUGAGUAAGUUAGAACCCUCCUGAACAUAAAUUCUAGAAAUCUGAUCGUAUUCUUUAUAAUAAAUAGAGCAUGUUUCGAACGUAAACAACCUUUUCCCAGUCGAGGGAGGGAGGGGCGAAUAAAAGGUUUGGCACCGCACAUUUAAAGGAUGAGAUCAACGAAAUUUUUUUGUUUAAAAAGGAGGGAUGGUUGAGGUGGAAGCUUUAGCUUUACUUUGAGGUGAAAUUAGAUCAAGACACAGGCUGCACUACAACAAUGGAAAUAUCCAUCUAGUAAAGGAAGCUGGCUGACGUACGUACCAGCAACAUUAUUUAUUUCAUGAAGCUACAUUUUUUUUAAAAUAUAUAAAAUAAAGACGUUUUCAAUCGUCUUUGAAGCAAGUACUAAGUAUUUUCGUAUAGUUUUUUUUUUUUUUUGUGUGUAUUUGUUCGACUGUUUAACGCGUGAUUCAAAGAAAAAACUAGGACUAAAGAAACAGAUGGCAAGAGAGUUUGCCUCAAACUUAAUUUAUUUUCUUAUGUUCCUAGUAGAUGACUCGGGCGACGCUAGCAUUAAUUAAGAUCCAGCAAUCUCAGGUCGAGUUGGUCAACAAUCGUGUGCAAAUAGAGGCUUUUUAGUCUCUUUUUGAAAAAAGACUGAUAUAAAUAUUUUAAUUUUUAGAUCAAUUACAUUUAUUGUUUUGUGGCUCAAUUUCUUUUCUAUAUUUUAAACGAGUUUAAGAUAUUGCUUUGUUAAUUGAUUCAGAAAAUUAAAGAAAACAAAAUUAAUUAAUUUAAUAAUUGUAUUUAUUUCAUCCAUGAAUCUUCAGAUUUGAAAUAAAUUUGUCAAUUAAAUUGCUUUUUUUGUUGUUGUUUUUUGUCUUUCUAAAAUGAAAAAAAAAAUUGUCUAAGCCUACAUGAGAAAUGUGUUUUCUUUUCUGGUAGCAAUUGGAAAUGGUUAUUACUUAAAAAGCAAAUCAUUAAUUAACGUAUUGUUUCAUAUUGUAACAACAGCCAAGCACUACACCUGGCUAUUGUGAAUACGAAGGAAAACAAUAUUCGGUGGGUAUUCUUCUUCAAGAUAAGUAUUUAGAGUAGGAUUUAAGACAUAAUGAUAACAACAUAUACAUCGACAAAGCUUUUUCCAAAUUCAGACCAUCAGAGCUGUUUUACUUUACCUUUACCCUUUCACUAAAGAUAGAAACUAUAUCGUUUUAUCAUUUUAUCACAACUCGAUGGAAAAUGGGAUUUAUCCAGCAAGUUUAAAGAGAUAAUAAUUUCAAAAUCUACUAUUAAAUUUUUUUUAUCAACUUUGUGCGUGUGGCAAACUAAUUAGAUCAUUAAUAACAUAAUCAUGAAUAACUUUUAAAUUUUUUACACAGAGAGACUGAGAGAGCUGAAUAGUGAUCUUAGGCACACUUAAACAUUUAAUUUCCAACAAUUAUGUUAUUUCUUAUUUUGAAUUGUCUGCCGAAGAAGGCGUUUAGCCGAAACUUAAUUUUAAUUGUUCCGUCUUUUUUUGCUAAGCUUAAACAUAUCUUGUCCUAACAUUUGUUUAAACUUUCAGGUGGGGGAGUCCUUCUCGCCAGACCCCUGCGCUUAUUGCUACUGUGCAGAGGGUGGUCGUGAACCACAAUGCGCUUAUGCUGACUGUUUUCCUUGCGAGGGAGAAGUAGUCCAAGAGCCCGGCCAGUGUUGCCCUUACUGCAUACCCUUCACGCCAAGGACACCCGAAAAGGUGACAGUCUUUCACUUUUAGCUUAGAUUUAAAUACAGAUCGAUGUCAAAGCCUAAGUGGCAACAUUUUGUUUAAAAUUUGCAGUAUUUUCAUUACAACUAGGAAAAACCCUUUGGUCAAAUCCACCACGCGGCAAUGGAUUUUCGUACUAUACUAUGGCGCCAGUUACUGAAUACACUCAAGAGGCAACUGGUCGGUCUUCAUAUAAACCUAACACUGAUAUUAAACAUAACAGAAAUUUACAAGAAAGGGGAGCAUUCCGACCCCGCCAACUAUCGUCCGAUAUCCCUCACCAGCGUGAUCUGCAAACUGUUGGAGCACAUAAUCGUAAGCACAGUCAUGAAGCAUCUUGAAAGCCAAAAUAUACUCAAUGACUGUCAAUAUGGCUUCCGAGUCAAUAGAUCAUGUGAGACCCAGCUUCUCGAAUUUGUAGAAGACCUGAUGACCAAUCUGGAGAACAACAAGCAGACUGACGUGCUAGUAAUGGACUUCGCAAAAGCAUUUGACCGGGUGAAUCAUAGUUUGCUUCUACACAAACUCCAGAGAUUUGGGAUUCAAGGCACCACUAAAACAUGGAUCUCUAGCUUCCUCAGCCACCGACGCCAAGCAGUAGUGGUUGGAGGUACAAGCUCCUCCUUUGUCGAUGUGAAGUCAGGGGUCCCCCAGGGAUCAGUCCUGGGCCUCUGUUUGUUCCUAGCGUACAUUAAUGACCUACCCGAGAAACCGACAUCACAGGCAAGACUGUUCGCAGAUGACACAGCAGUGUAUAGGACGAUCGCCAACAGAUCUGACCAGGACCAGCUACAACAGGAUCUCAAUCUGUUAGCUGAGUGGGAGAUGAGCUGGGACAUGGAAUUUCACCCUGCCAAGUGCCAGACACUAUCAGUCUCUAGAAGUUGUACUCCUCUACACUACCAAUACAAACUGCACGGCCAUAUUCUUGAGCAAGUUUCCUCCGUAAAGUACCUGGGUGUUACCAUUCAAAGAGAGGUCCGCUGGGACGAGCAUAUUAAAGGGUUCUUAAGGCGAAAUCUAAAGAUUGGCAACUCCUGUGUGAAAGAAAGAGCAUAUAAAGCCUUUAUCCGUCCGAUUUUAGAUUAUGCAUCUUCAGUCUGGGACCCAUUUACCCAGAAGAGCAUUCACAGGUUGGAGGCGGUCCAGCGACGAGCAGCACGCUUUGUCCUAAACCGCUACAGGAAUACCUCUAGUGUUGGCAGCAUGCUAGAAACACUAGGCUGUUCACCAUUGGAGAAACGACGACGACAAUCCAGGCUCUCCAUGAUGUACAAGAUAAAUAAUGGGCUUGUGGUCCACUGUUCCAGUAUUAAACAGAAACUUGUCCCUCUCCCCCAUAGACAGCGACGAGGCCAUGACAGACAAUUCAGGCUCAUACCAGCAAGAAGCCAGUAUAGGAGCUGCUCAUUCCUGCCCAAGACAAUCAGGGACUGGAACAAUCUAUCAAAAGGAACUGUUGAGGCGACAAAUCUACACAUAUUUUUUUUUUUAACUUUAAGAUUUUAAAAAUAUUUUUAUUUAAUUGCCAUUGUAAAUUUUAAAAUUUUAACUGGCUUUCAACUACUGUUUUUUCUUCUAUACUGAUCCCAUACUGCAGCCUACCUAUUGCGUGGAAAACGGCAAGACGUAUCAAGUAAGUUUAACUAUGUAGAGGUUCAUAACUUUUUUUUUUUUUUUUUUUUUUUUUUUUUUUUUUGUAGAGAGAUAAAAUUUAAAGCAAAAAAAACAUUAUGAAUGUCUCAAUAUCCUAAUAGUGAAAACAAAUAAAUUAAUAAUCAGAUACCAUUUGUUCAAAAAUUAUUAGUAUUAUUAAAGGAGCCAGAAUGAUCAAUACAUUGAUAGGGGGAGCUCAGCAAAUAGAAGAAGAAGAAGCUAAAAAAUGUUGAACUCUCUUAUUCUUGAUAAAAUAAUUGAACUCUAAAUUUUAGUAGUUCAUGAUCCCAUUUUGAAAGUCAUUAAUAGUAGUAUUGCUUUAGAAGAAAGUUUAAAAAAAAAAAAUGUUUAAUCUGAAAAUAGAUGAACGCCACUUAAUCAAAAUUUACGUCCUUUUAAAAAGUUCGAUAUUAGUUGAUCAUUAUAUUUGGUAGAACUCAACAAUCGCAUUUUUCGUUUCUGAUUACUACUAAGAGGCGAAAUAUUUGAGAAUUAGUAUUUCGUUAUAGUUUAACGGAAUUACAAAGCGGUGGAAAAAAUGAUGUCAAUAUGCACGAGUGGUCGGCUUUCAAUCCGAUUUAGUUGAAAAAGGCAGCAGCAGUGAAAUGUAUGCUUUGUUUUAAUUUCACCAUGCGCCCUAAAUCAAGUUUGGUAUCUCAGGUUGGUGAGAGCUUUAACCCUAACCCGUGCGCCUACUGCUACUGCGCAGAGGGCGGUGAGGUUCAGUGCGCCUACGCUGGCUGUCCGUCCUGCCCCGGAGACACCGUCGACGUGCCUGGUCAGUGCUGCCCCAAGUGCUACCCAAGAGAGAUUGUAAGUUUUACUUUUUUUCAGGUCGACGCCGUCGCAAAAUUGGAGUUUUUUUUAAAUGUAGUGUUCAUUGGAGACCGUCCGAAUUUCGGCUUUGGUUUCGGCGACGAAAGUGGGCAUUUUAUGACUUUCGGCCAAGUUUCGGUUUCGGCUGAGACUGAAAAGUUAACUUUCGGCUUAAUUUCGGUUUCAGCCGAAAGAGAAAAGUUAACUUUCGGUUUUUCUUCUUUUUCGGCUGAAAUUGACUUAGAAUUUCGGCUCUCCGGCCGAAAGUGACUCAGGUUUUUGGUCAAUUAAUACUCAGCGAAAGCGAUAUUUAACAACAACUAAGCGACAUUUAAGAGCAAAUUAAGCGAUCUUUUAGAACAAACUAAACGAUCUUUAACAACAAACUAAACGAUCUUUGACAACAAAUUAAACAAUCUUUAACAACAAACUAAACGAUCUUUAACAACAAACUAAACGAUCUUUAACAACAAACUAAACGAUCUUUGACAACAAACUAAACAAUCGUUAUGUACAAACUAAACGAUCUUUAACAACAAACUAAACGAUAUUAACAACAAACUAAACGAUUUUUAACACCAAACUAAACGAUCUUUGACAACAAACUAAGCGAUCUUUAAGAACAAACUAAACGAUCUUUAACAACAAACUAAACGAUCUUUAUGAACAAACUCACCGAUCUUUAAGAACAAACUAACCGAUCAAUAACAACCAACUAAACGAUCUUUGAAAACAAAUUAAGCGAUCUUUUAGAACCACAAUUUUUAGAUGCCUUGUUUUAAAAAAUAUUUUGCAUUAAUUCCCCCCCCCCCACACCAAUUUUUGCCAAAUUUUCUCCUACCAUACUAAUUUAAAAAAAAAAAUGUAUAGCAUUUUAAAUUAAUUUUAUAUUAAAAUGGUAAAAUCCAGAGUAUUCAUUAGAUCAAGGGUCUCAAACUCAAAACAUCAGGGGGGGGGACCGCAGGAGGUAGUGUCUGAAUGAGAGUGGGCCGCAUCAAGUAAUCCACAAAAAAAAAAUUACAACUGUUACUAAUAACGUCACUUUGGAGAUGGUGUAGGUGGGUCGUCGAGUUUGCACUCAUAAUGCCCCCAGUACUCCCCCACACGGACCAGAGCCUAGGCUCCAAACCGCGUGGAAGCGCACCAGGAACCUCCCUCCUGGUUCUGAGGGACGUCCGGUCGACCGAUAACGCUGCGUUUAAAGUGUCCGCAGUCCACUCUCCUAUGGGUCAAGACGGCUUUACUUCCUCUCCGGGGAGGUGGUGUUGCAUUACCACACCCCACCGCCCAGGGAGCUAUCCGGUCGGGACGUAGCGGGGACGAAACGGUCGCCUAGGGGCGGCUUUCUCAGGGCCGCGUCUUUUUAAUCAUUGGCAAGGGUUUGGGCGGCCACCCAUUGCCUCAUACCCAUCAACGGCAACAGUAAUCAUGUUAGUGCGGGCCUUCCGUUGCGUUGGAAGUCAUGCGAGCUUCGGGAUUUUUUAGCUUUGGGGAGUCACCCCCCCUACUAGUCGUCCACGCCACGAAGAGGCAAAAUCCCAUGUGGCACCACUAUUGGUGGUGUUGCUCCGUGGCCUAGAAGCGUUCGGCCACUUCACCGCAACUGUUACAAUCUGCUCAACCUUUAUAAAUAACAAUAAAAUCAUUAAGGGUUCUCAAGAACUAGGAUUCACUUUCAUCCACCUACUCACUGUUGCAUACAAAAAUAUAUAGAAACAUUUUUAAAAAAAUCAGAAUUAGACUAGUCGGUGAGAUUCGACUGAAACCGUCGCGGAGAGUCACGUUGUAGAAAUGAGAAUGGGGGAAACGGGCCGGCGCAUUUACACUAAACUUUUCUGUCAUGUAGCGGGCCGCAAAAUAUCGUCUUUCGGUCACAAAUGGCUCGCGGGCCGUGAGUUUGAGACCCCUAUAUUAGAUGUUUAUUUUUAAUAUUCACGAUUAUCUCAUUUUUUAUAAAAAGAAUGUAAUUAUUUAUACUUUCCCACCACAUUUUCGAUGUAAGCAGAAUGUAUGCAUUUUCGGUUUCGGCCGAAAUUCCUUUUUAACUUUCGGCAUUUUUUCGGUUUCGGCCGAAAUUCAUUUUUAAACUUUCGGCCUUUUUUCGGUUUCUGCCGAAAUUCAUUUUAAACUUUCGGCCUACUUUUGGCUUCGGCCGAAAUCAGAUAAUCACUUUCGGUCGGUCUCUAGUGUUCAUUGGUGUACAGCUUAACUACGCAUGCUGCUUAUCCAUCAAGAGUUAAUAUUGUUCAUCAUUGGUGUAAAGCUUAACUACUCAAGCUGCGUAUACAUCAAGAGUUAAUAUUGUUCAUCAUUGGUGUAAAGCUUAACUGCACAUACUGCUUAUCCAUCAAGAGUUAAUAGUGUUCAUCAUUGGUAUAAAGCUUAACUCCUUAUACUGCUUAUCCAUUAAGAAAAAGUCUUGCGCUCUUUUGAAGCGUUAGCACAAAAAUUAUGGAACAGUUUGCCUCAAUCUUUGAAGGACAUAGAAAAUGAUUAAAAAAAUCAUUUAAGAAACAUUUAAAUACUUUUUUUAUUUAAAUAGAUUUAAGAACAUCAGAGCGCUGUGGGCAUGCUAAAAUAGCAUGGAUACAAGAGUUAUACAAAUAUUCAAUACCAUUCAAUUCAAGAGUUAAAAUUGUGGAUUGGUAUGGGGCUUAACUGCUCGUACUGCUUAUCCACUAUAAGUUAAUAUUGCAAAUUAGUAUACAGCUUCACCACACAUAAUGCUUAUCCAAUAAGAGUUAAAAUUGUGGAUUGGUAUAAAGCUUAACUGUUCAGACUGCUUAUCCACUAAUAUUGUGAAUUGGAAUACAGUUCCCCUACACAUUCUGCUUAUCCAUUAAGUGUUAAUAUUGUGGAUAGGUAUAAAGCUUAACGGCACAUACUGCUAAUCCAUGAAGAGUUAUUUUGAUCCUUUAUUUUGUUUUAACUGUCGGCUAUUCCAUAGGAUCGCUAGCGGUUCUCAAGCAAAUCAUAGUGCCACCAAUGAAGAGUUUUAAUAUCAACAACGCCGUAAUUACCGCAGAUCAGCGUUCCACUGUGUAGCGCAUUUUCCACCAAAUUCUCAAGAGCGUGGCCUGGAAGAUUUUAAUGAUAUUUACCAAUACCCAUUCCAAGUUUUUUUUUUAUAUUAAGCUUUAUAACUACCUUUACAACUAGUCACGCACGUGUGUCCACUGUAUGGAAUCUUUCAUUCAUGACCUCGGGAGUGCUGGUCAACUUUCAGUUACGCCAGGAGGACUUAGACUAGAAAUAAUGGUAUUAAAAACCAGCGGGCUCCCUCGCACGCGGCAAAAACCUGCAGCAACUUAGCAGCCGCAUGCUGAACGCAUUCUUGCGUUUGUCAAUAAGAAUAUCUCCAUCCGCCACGUGAUCAUAAAAUUGAAUAGGAUUAUUUUUGGGGGUGGUUGGGAUUAGAAAUGGGUCUCGUAUUAAAUAGUCGUAAUAAAACGCAUAAAUAUUCCAGCAAUAUUUUGACUCAUGCGUUAAGAAACGUAAUCGGUGAGCAUAGUUAAAAACAGGUUGAACAAUGAUUCCGAGAGAUAUUUUUUGUUAAAAGUCAGCACUAAAGUAACAUCUUUCUGGAAAUGUAGCCCUCUAAGCGGAUGGGUAAGUCUAAUCAACCUGUAAGUCAGUGUGACUUUGCGUUGCAGAACCACGUAAUCCUGAUCAAAUUCAUCUUACACCAUAGCCAGAAAUGUCCACAAUGCAUCAUCUUGGCUCGCGUGCCUGGCUCCGCAGCAGGGUGCCCAACCUGCAUCCGGUACGACAGUGCACCUUUGUCCUUACACAAACGGCGAACGGGCGUUCUACGAAAGUUGCCGAUGCUUAGUUUGAAACAUGUUCCUCGUAGACUUCUCAGUGGUGAGCGCAGCACACUCUGGAGAACAUGGGGGCAUGAUUCUCAAGCUCGAAACACUUACUGGUCGAUCAGCCUUCAUCUUCGGCUGACACCGUGCACUUCCGUAAAGGCGAAACUUUGUAACAACAUACAGCCUAUAAAUGUAUUGCUUGGAGCCAGUUUUUUUCAAUCUAUCUUUGAAUUGUUAUGAUCAUUUCCAACAACAACAGCAAAAAGAAAAGAAACACAGUCCCCCCCUUCAUUAACACUUAAGUACGGGCGAAAAUAAUAGUCAGUUUUUAAUAAUUUUGCUGUACCGACAGACUGAUUUGUAGCAAAAACUUCGCAACAUAUCUUCGCUGCUCCUACCAUGACAACUUGGUGGCCGGGGCUAUGAGCCGUGUGGUAUAUUGUUCUUCCGUUGAGGAUCGACGAGGACCAUCAAGUCGUCUGGUGACUGAUGACUUGCGCGGGUGACUUUGUUUAGAGUGAAGAAGAAUUGCACGGCGUCUACCUCACUCUCUCGUCCGAGCCCACCAUAUCCAGUGGCAAGACUCUACGUCAAGACGACCAGGGAUGGGUUGCAGGAAUUGUCAUUGUUUGCGCCUUACGGGACUCCAACUCCGGUUUUGAAUUCAGAGUUUCCUUCUCUUAGAUGAGUUGCCGACCAAGGUUAACGAAUCUCAUCCACCCGGGGUGAUGUUUUUGCUUGACUGGGUGGCCAAAUGGUCUAAACUGAGCAAACCUCAAGUUGGUGGUCUGGUUUUCAAGUCCAGCCAAAGGCCAGUCAAGCGAGCCGUGUGGUAAUGCACGACCCACACACAAAUUCAGUUCUUUUGGCGCAUACUGAUUGGCCGUUUCGUUAUUUCUGAUUAAGUGCACUUUUAGUUAUGUUGCAUUGUCAUCUUGUUCUGAAAAAAACUUAGUAAUUUAGUUAUAUGUGGGCAAUCACAUGAUAGUUGACAUAUGCCUCGGGCGUCCGUGCAAUCGUGGCGUUGCUAUGAUUUUUAUGAAGCUGUAUCACCCGAUAUCAUGUCCGUUUGGUGCUUACUAAAAUUUUGGAUUGCAAAAAAAAUAAGAACAAGUACUUAAUUCAUUCAAAUCCUUAAAAACUAAAAAAAAAAUGUAUAUAUUUGAUUUAUUUUGAGUACUCAUAUUAUCAAAUGUUGUUUAACUAUGAUGAGUAUUUUUUUAAAGAGUAACCUUCAAUUCACUCUUUGAUUUUUUCAAUUUUUCAGUGUGUCUUAAAAAUGAUAUAAUAAGAAAAAGAUUUCUUUUUUAAAUUAUGAAUAUAAAAUUCUUAUUGAUCUUAUUUUGUUAUUAUUUCAUUUUUUUUUUUUUUUUUUUUUUUUUUUUUUUUUUUUUUUUUUUUUUUUUUUUUUUUUUGUUUUACAAACAGCAGCCAAAAUAUUUUAACAUAGCUUUAAAAAAAAACGAAAACGAAUAAUAAUCUUUUUAAAAAAAAUCCUUUUAUUAACUUUUCUUUUGAUCGUGUGUUUCUUCUUUGAUUGGGUUUGCAAUAUCUUAGAACAGCUAAUUGUCCCACUUCUCGUCAACAUAUCGAGAUAAAACUUAGCGCACAGACUCGUUGAUAAUGACAACACUUUCGAUCAAAUGUGUAGCCCCAACCCCCAGAAAUCAGUUGUUGUUUUUUUCGUCAAAGGGAAGAUGAAGAAAAUAGGAUGACCCUGAUUUCACGAGAAAAAAAAUUCCCGAUCACAGCUUUGAGUGAGAAAAACAAAAGAAAAUAUCGCGCACCAAAUGCACUGCGUUAUUUUAUUUCCUUCUUAAAUAGUUGAUAGUUUUUAUAAUGUAAAACAAACUAGUUUUAAAAAGGCAUUUAACUGAUUUAUACAAAAAAUCUUUCAUCCUCUAAUCAGAUACCUGAGCCUGUCCAAUAAGCAGUCGGAUCACCUUAUCACAGUGAGGGUGUCAUCCUUUAAAGAGGCCGAAAGCCAUUAGUCGAAGGUAAACGUCUUCUGCAGAUUGGACAAGAAAAACAAUUUUAUUAUAAUAAAACUAUGCUUGUGAA
Lymnaea stagnalis (great pond snail) is the source of this 11656-nucleotide messenger RNA. Lineage: Eukaryota; Metazoa; Mollusca; Gastropoda; Lymnaeidae. The record is from the annotation of a GenBank genome assembly.